GGAAGAAUGAAAACUCCUUCCUCACCUGAACGUUCGACUGCUUGCUAAAUGCUAAUGCUUUCGAUGAUCUUAUCUUUGCCUUCAGACCCAACACCACCACUGACUUCCGGUCCCGUUGUUCAUCGUCUCUCAUGUUGUUACGAACGGUACAAGUGAGCAACCUCUCCUUGGGGGCAUCCGAGCAGGAUAUACGUGACUUCUUCUCUUUCUCUGGUGAAAUUGAACAUGUCGAAAUGCAACGCGACAACGAAAGAUGUCAAACAGCAUUUGUUACAUUCAAGGAUCCCAAGGGAGCCGAGACCGCAUCUCUGCUCACUGGGGCAACGAUUGUUGAUCAGAUGGUGGCGAUAAUUCUGGCCCCAAACUACAAGCCGCCAACAGCAGGUUCUCAGGAGACGGGAGGAGGAGGAGGAGGAGGAGGAGGAGGAGGAGCCGUCCAGAAGGCAGAAGAUGUGGUGAGCAGCAUGCUGGCGAGGGGAUAUAUCUUGGGCAAAGAUGCGCUCAACAGGGCAAAGGCUUUCGAUGAGAAGCACCAGUUCACUUCAACAGCCUCGGCCAAGAUGGCUUCUCUGGACCAGAAGAUUGGCCUGAGUGAGAAGAUUAGCGCGGGAGCUACCAUGGUGAAUGAAAAAGUGAGGGAAGUGGAUAACAAGUUUCAGGUCUCCGAGAAGACCAGACAUGCAUUUGCUGCUGCCGAGCAGACAGCAAGUAGUGCUGGUUCUGCCAUCAAGAGGAACCGCUACUUAUUGUUGGGGGCUUCCUUGGUGGCCGGCGCCUAUAGCAGAGUUGCCAAGGCUGCAGGGGACGUGGGGCACAAGGCCCAAGAGAAGGUUUCCUCUUCUUCAUCAUCUCAUAACCAGGACCAGGACCAGGACCAACAAAAUUGAUGUGAAUGAUUGACUCCCUUCCUUCUGAAUAAAAAACCGUCCGACUGGGUGAACCGGACAAUCCCCUCCCAUCUCAGAUCAACUCUUGCUUUUAAGCAUACAUACAUACAUAUAUAUAUAUAUAUAUAUGCAUAAAAUAGGAGUUGGUAGAGUAGUAGAUGUUUCUUGAUCGAUAAGAGUUUAGAACCACUCUUAAGGCCAUGAACAGCGUGCCAAGUAUCUGCUUCGGCCUGUUGAAUGCCAGGUCUCCUAACUUCCCUAUAUAUCGGAUCAUCCUGUUCAGUUCAUAUGCUGGUAUUCAUGUCAGAACAAAACAUUUCAUAUAUUGUUAUCAAGGGCAGCGAAUUACCAGUUUCCUUU
Molecule: messenger RNA, 1247 nt
Organism: Punica granatum (pomegranate)
Lineage: Eukaryota; Viridiplantae; Streptophyta; Magnoliopsida; Myrtales; Lythraceae
Source: RefSeq, a predicted model, not a curated record